Stegodyphus dumicola is the source of this 1156-nucleotide messenger RNA. RefSeq names its product lipid storage droplets surface-binding protein 2-like. Lineage: Eukaryota; Metazoa; Arthropoda; Arachnida; Araneae; Eresidae. Gene Ontology annotation, biological process: positive regulation of triglyceride storage; lipid storage. The record is from RefSeq and is a predicted model, not a curated record. Gene Ontology annotation, cellular component: cytosol; lipid droplet.
CAAAUUUAAGAAUGUAAGUAAAGUUAUAUAAAUAUAAAUUUCUGUAUGUACGUAGAAAUGUCCAAAAUUUGAAGAAAUGUCAUUUGUAUUUUGAUGUAUUUGUAAGAAUUCUGUGAAAAAACAGAACAUAAAAGGUUCAGAUUAAGGAAACAAUAACUAGACAAACUAGAAAUUUCUCUCAAGGUCAUGAAAACACUUUUAAAAUCCCAGAACAAUGGAUGAGAUGAAAAAUAAAUGUUUGAAGGAAGUUUAGCAGUGUAAUUCGGCAGUUGUUAUUUGAUGUAUCGCAGACAUUUGAAAAUGGUCCUCGUCAAAGACGUGGAAGCUAAUAGAUCAACAAGUGAAUUUGUACAACGAGUUGCUGCUAUUCCAGUAGUGUACUUGGCAUGGAAUAUUGCUACUGAAGCAUACAGGAAUGUUAAAUACUCCAAUAAAUUUUUUAAAGUGUCUCUAGCCACUACAGAAAAAGCUGCUUGCUUCGUUUCAAAACCAGUUUUCAGGAAAUUUGAAAAGCAGUUGAAAGCAGCUGAUCAGCUAGCUUGUAAAGGAUUAGAUACUUUGCAAGGUAUAGUUCCAAGUAUUAUUCAUCAACAAGAGAAGUUAUAUAGGCAGACAAAGGAUAUUUAUGAAGAAACAGUUGAGAGUGGUCUGAAAAAAUAUGAAAUGGUUAAAAAGCUUGGUGCAUCAAAAGCUGCCCAGUUGAUAAAUGAGAGUUCACAGAAAUUUUCCGAAUUUCUUGCAUCCCCUUAUGGGGAAGUUUGUGAAAUAGCAAUGGAUUUUGUUUUUGAUGCAGGGGAAUUAUAUGUUGAUUAUUAUUUACCUCCUCUUGGAGAUGAAAGACCAGAGAAAUUAUUUGGUGACAGGGGAAAAGAACCUGUUUGGAAAAGAGCAGAAUUAUUAAGAAAUCGAUUCAAAGAAAGAUUAUACAAGCAUUCUUUACUCGAAAUACAAAGGUUUCGUCUUAAGACUAAAACUUUCAUAGCUAGCAUAUAUCAUUUUAAUAUGUACGAAUAUCUGGUGGAAAUUUAUCCUAGAAUACCUUCAGCAGUUUUCAACACAGUCAUUCAUAUUUUUUCAAGUCUAGAAGAAGUUUUAAUUUACCUUGCUUCAUUGGUUGCUUCACAAAGGAAGAAAAAGAACAAAUGUAUAGUAUAAG